Messenger RNA from Orussus abietinus, 4654 nucleotides. RefSeq lists its product as uncharacterized. Gene Ontology annotation, biological process: lipid transport. The record is from RefSeq and is a predicted model, not a curated record. The transcript is spliced from 15 exons. Lineage: Eukaryota; Metazoa; Arthropoda; Insecta; Hymenoptera; Orussidae. Bases 1 to 4536 code for a protein of 1511 amino acids. Gene Ontology annotation, molecular function: lipid carrier activity.
AUGGGUUUCGUGGUCAAAGUGCUCCUUGGGUUACUUAUCUGUGUGGCUCUUUCGAGUGCGGUUGGUACAUUUCCUUAUCUUCGAGGCAAGACAUUGACAUACAGGUACUACGCCGAUGUCAAACUUGGAACCCUAAAGCCUGUUCAGUAUGCGUCCUAUUUUGCGCUGGAUGGACAUGUACUUGUCACCCAUGAUAGCAGCGACCCGACAACGAAUUAUGCCUACAUAGUUACCCUGAAGGACAUCAAACAUACCUUGUUCAAUGGGCAAAUGACGCUGUGGCAGAAGAUCGAAACUUUCCAUGAGAUGUCCGAAGCGUCAAAAAUGAUCCACGAUCCUUUCGUGGUCGUCUUCGAUGAACGGGGCAAGGUCCAAGGUGUGAAGAUCGCCACAAGCGAAUGCGGCUGGUCCAAGAAUAUCAAGCAAGCGAUAGCUUCAUUGAUGCAGCUUGACAUGUCUUCGAUAAUGCCGCAAUCGGAAAUGAAACCCCACGGUUUUAUCACGACAGAGAACACCAUCCAUGGGAACUGCCAAGUAGCCUACGACGUGCAACUGGUCCCCGAAAAUAAAUGGGAUUUGAAUGGAGAAAUUAAGGUGACAAAGUCUUACGACAUGCGAAACUGCACCGAGUACAUGCAACGAGUUUUCGACAGCAAAAUGGGGGAUAUUUGUCACGUACCGAAAGAGGAUCCCAUAACGACAAUGACCUCAAGGCAGUACGACCUGAAGAACACUGCUGACGGGUACGUGGUAAAAAUGAUCGCGGGUUACGGCCAAAUGUUUUAUUCACCAUGGCAAGCGAACUCGGAGAACCACUACUUCGCCAGCAGUCAAACCUUGUGGCUGGAGAGCGUGAAGAACACCGACGCUCAGCAGUCCUCCGUUAAUGUCCGAAAUGUGCCCGUGACCAACGGAGUUACUUAUCAAAAGCCUGAAGAGAAUUACGUUCCUCAUGCUGGCGAAGACCUGACACAAGGACGUCGCGUCGUGAAGGUGGAAUCGCUUAUGCCGAAACUGAAGAAGAUGCUGGAGGAAGCUGCGGAUUAUUUCGCGGAGAACCACAUUGAAACGAAAGAACCGGACUGGAAACAUGGUCAAACCAUCAACAGGCUGCUGAAUACUAUGGGGUAUAUGGACGUCGGGCUGUUUGAAAGCGUGUUCACCAGUCUUCAGGAUGGUCAAACACCAAGGGAAGAGACGAUCAGAAAUAUCUUCUUGAUGAUGGUCCCCCACGUCGGAACGUCGGCUUCUUGCAUCUUCAUCCGGAAUGUAAUUCGCAAGCAGAAGGUCUCCACAAAAAUGGCAUUCCACAUGUUAAGUUUGCUUCCUCACAACGUAAGGGUACCUUCGGAACGACUUCUCCUUGACAUGGAGGAUCUGCUAAAACUUGAUAACAGCGUGAACGUCGAGGUUCGCAAAGCCAGUAUUCUCUGUUUCGCGACCUUGAUCAAUCGCACCUUCAAACACUUACAAGGGGAACCCAUAAAUCCUCUAUUGAAUAGAUAUCUGCAGCACUUCUUCGAUCACGUUAAAAAUGAACCGACCUACGAGAUGAAGAUGGUUUACGUGAUGGCAAUGCGAAACGUGGAGGUGGGAAAUAUUCACCAACUGUUGGCUCCGAUUAUUCGCGGAGAAAGGAUGCUAUCCGAAAAGCCUGUCCACCUUCGGCACAUGGCCAUGUUAGCUGUCUCAAAAAGCGUGAUAGGCGACAUGGACUUUGUUCACGAUUUAUUCUGGCCAAUAAUGGCCGACAACACUCUUCCGGUGCACCUAAGGAUUACCGCAUACACUAUCCUAAUGGAUCAAAUGCCAGACAUGGCUCGCAUGAUGAGAAUUCACUGGUACAUGGUUAAUGAGAAAGACCAGAAUCUGUACAAUUUUCAUUACACAACCCUGAAGAGUUUAGCCAACUCCGUCGACCCCUGUAUGCAACCAGUUAAAGAAAUGGUUCAAAAGAUAUUGGAGUCAAAAGUGGAGUGGCACUCGGAUAUUUUCCUUUCGUCUAACAUCAUCACGAAUUACAUGGAUUCUGUCUACGGAUAUGGAGAGACUAUGAAGAUCAUGGCUACAGUCAACCAAUUGACCGGAAUUCCGUAUACUGGUAUCAUCGAACAUGUUUCGAUCACCUCUAGGAAGCCAGUUAGUCGUUGGGGGGUGUACUGGAGCGUCGAGGGAAUGGACGAUAUUCUCAAGAAUAUAGUCUUCGAGAAAGUAAUGAGCACCUUAGAGACAGUAUCGAACGAAAACGUGAACAACUUGCUGAAAUUGGCUGCCAAAGACAUGCCGCAGCACAAGGACAUGCACGUAGAAGUUUGCUUCAUGAUGCACGACCAUGUCAUAUUUGCUGGCCAAUACGACAAAGACAACUGGAAGAAGUUUUUCCAAGACUACGGCAUCUGGAUGGAAUUCCAACAAAACAUGAACGUCAACUGGCAGCACGUGCAGUACGACGAGCUCUACGAGGCUCAUGUGCCCACCGACCUGGGUGUGCCUAUGGUCAUGGCUACCAGAAUACCUUCGGUCACAUCCCUGAAAUUAAAUGCACAGAUGACGGAGGAGAAGCCAUCGAUUAAUGUCAAGUUAAACACUGUCAUGCAAACUUGGCGACACGGACAUUACUCCAUCUCGGUUUACAAUCCCAUUGCCGAUGUCUGGCACUCCGUAGAAAGGAUGUUCGCCAGUGACGUCAUGAUGCCCGUCGAGGGUAGCGUCAGCUUCGCUGCGAACACCAAGAGCUUGAAGAUCAUUCUGCCUCGUCUUAUGCAUACCGAAUCUCCGCAAAAGACAGGUAUGAUAUCACACGUCAAGAAUUACGUGACUGUCACCGAGGACGAGACCAAUGCCCUGAAGAGGAGUUGUCCCACCUGCCAUCAUCACGAGGUCAUCACCGCUGGACCCACUGAGAAAAAGUACCACCAGACCACCUUCGAAUCCAAAGACACCGGUCUCUUGUACUCCAUGGCUAUUUUCGAUUGUGAAAACGGAGUUACCCCCGUUACCCACAUGAAGGACUGGCUGAGAGCUAUGUCCUCCUCCCAUAAGAACACAUGGAAUAUUCCAUUCGUCCACGGGAUCAUGGCUUUAAGGCAACAAAUGACCCACUACAUGAUCUCUCCUGAAAUUGGCAGCUGCGGAUAUAUGAUGAAAAUGGAGACAAGCGCAGUGCAUCCCAUUUCUCACAUUGAAAUCGGUCUUCGUGCCAGUAUGGAGGACGUCAAGCAGCCGGACACUGCCAUGUAUCUCUUGAAUGGGAUGCUAUUGAAUAUUCGCGGUACCGUGGAUGUCAAAGCUGCGGUGACAAACGCUUCGAUUCGUCACUGGGACAUAAAUGUUAGUGGUGACAUGUCCGAAGGUCAUACACGGAAUAACUUGAAGGUCCGAAUUACCAGAACGACUCCAGGAGAGAAGGACCUCAAGAUUUGCGUUGAUGGUCAAAUGAAUUACCCGAUUGUGACCAAAGAGGAUGUAAUGAAAAUCGACACGGUUAAAGAGGAGAUUGCGGGCAAAUUAACCUUCUCCAUGGGUAUGGCAGAUGAUGACAAGUGCGUACGAGAUGAUACCACUGUCAGCAUCACCGUGAAGGGCGAGAUGUCGGAUGAGCAAAAGAAACAACUAAAUCAUGACAGCGUACAUGGCAGGUGCAUGUACGAUAUGAAGAAUGCGAAAUAUCGUGGAACCCACGAUGUCGUGCCAAGGACAAACGAAUGUCUGAAAGAAGCCAUCACUUAUACGACUAUGAGAAAAUACACCAUGAACAUGGCCUACAAAAAGAUCCCCCAGAGCCACAUGAGCAAUGUCUACUCUAUCAUGGACAAAAUGCAUGCAAUGUGGUUGCCGCACAUCGAGUACUCGGCAAGUCAGAUCGAACCUGGCAAUGUUAAAAUGAUCAUGCAGUACCCACCAAUGACCCAUGACGUGGAUGUCAAAAUGAUGACUCCUCUUUAUACUCUCGAUUACACUGCCUUGCCCUAUGGUCAUCCAGUUUGGAAUGGAUACAUGUUCAACACUCGCUUCUCCAAUACAUUCCUCCAUAAGUAUAUGAACGAGCAUUCCAAGAUCUGCUCGGUUUACCCUCAAGUUGUCAUCACUGCAGACAACGGUGCCAUUGACUACACUUUGACCAACAAAUGGACCUUAAUGGCUGGACAUUAUAUCCAUAACUAUUUUGCCAUUUUCGUUAGGGCCACCGAAGGCAACAAAGUUGCCGUCAAAAUAUAUGUCAAGGCUCAUCACAUGGAAAUUACCCCCACCGAGUCUAAUGUGAUUGUCAAAAUUGACGAUCAGAUCGUAGGAAGUCAUCAAAACAACACCAUAUUUCCUCCUGGCACUCCCGAUGAUUAUAUUUUCAGGAUUGUGGGAACCAACAGAAAAAUGGUGCAGUCUCAUGGUUUGCCAAUCUUGUUGGAGUGGACAUGGAACGGAGUGACUUUACUCAUGGACACCAUUCUCCGGGGCCACGUCACAGGCAUUUGCGGUCAUAUGGAUGGUACGCAUCAAGAGAAGCUGCCCAAAGUUUACAUGUUGGCUGAAAUGUAAACUAAAAAUCAAGAUGAUCAAAGCGCAUCACUUCCAUCAUUAGCAUCACGCCAUCUACAAAACAAUGUAAACAUUUAAAGUCAACCUUGGUACCAUAGACUGCGAAUUUCACUGCAAU